Colletotrichum paranaense is the source of this 336-nucleotide messenger RNA. RefSeq lists its product as uncharacterized. Lineage: Eukaryota; Fungi; Ascomycota; Sordariomycetes; Glomerellales; Glomerellaceae. The transcript has a single exon. The record is from RefSeq and is a predicted model, not a curated record. The coding region runs from base 1 to 336 and encodes 111 amino acids.
AUGAUCCAUCACUGCCGCUGCGAUACGACGCCAUCCAGCAUCUGGGCUACUCUAUCCCAUCCCAUGCUGCCAGUCACUACUCCUUCGACGCAUCUCAAUAUCCCGGCUUGCAGCAGCCCCGUCUUGAAACGUGGAGGCAGAUUCCCAUGGGCCAAUCGCAAAUCGCACAUUCGCAGCCCCGGUAUGCCCACCACGGAUCGUCCGCCGGCUACGUAUCGAGACGGCCGAACUUGUUCCAUGUCGCCGCCGUCCUACUAUACAUCUCUAUGCGGCACCUGGCCUCGCGACUGCCACACUAUGCGAUACCCUGCAGCACAUCAGCCCGCAUCGCGCUGA